Messenger RNA from Quercus lobata, 1268 nucleotides. RefSeq lists its product as uncharacterized. The record is from RefSeq and is a predicted model, not a curated record. NCBI's taxonomy places the organism in Eukaryota, Viridiplantae, Streptophyta, Magnoliopsida, Fagales, Fagaceae. The coding region runs from base 71 to 811 and encodes 246 amino acids. The transcript is spliced from 8 exons.
CAGCCUAACUGGUAAGACAACUGAAUGUGGUGCCCGGACAAGCGUGAAUUCUAAACUUGUGCUUUCGAGCAUGGAGUCUUUGCGGCACUUGAAGAACGUUUCGGCCGAAAGGAAUAAACUUUGCUCCAUAAAAGCUGGCAAGAGGACACCUGAUCUCUCUAGCAUUAAAACUUCAAGGAUUACAGAGGCAAACAAAGUUCUAUCAAGUUCUAUAAGUCGGAGAGAAAUUAACUCCUUGGAAAAGUCAGAGAAAAAAAUGAAGGUACAGGGAAAUGUAGCAUUGAAGACUGAGCAUUGUGUUGACAGUACUGAGAAACAAAUGUCUCAGAGCCCAUCCUUGAAAAGGAAAACAUUUGAGGCAUCAAAUGCAGAUUCAGUGUACCUAAAGCCUCUAAAACGCCUCUCUGCAUCACCUAGUGAAAGCAGUAAUUCAAAAUUACCUUUGGAAAGUGUCCUUGAAGAACAGGUUUGCAUUCAUGGGAUUCAGGCAGAGAGUAGUGCCAAGCAUGUCUUUACUGACCACCGGACCUCUGGACUUGAACGUGCUCGAGAGGUGAACAUGAUGGACUUGGAAAUUCCUUUAGCUAUGGAGAAUGAUGGAAAUGUUGAGAAGGCUGAGGCAUAUACGAAGGAUCUUGAUGAUAUUUGCAACAUGCUGAGAAAGAAGCAUGAGGAAGCCAAAGAAAUAUUAGUUCGAGCUAUUGUCAACAAUAACAAUUUGCUGAUGCUUAACCAUCCCAUCUAUGACGAGAAGAUCCGUAAGAUUCAGAGUUUCGCUUCCCAACUGAUGUCCAAGGAGCUUCCAGCAUGAUUAGUGAGUGGCAGCAACAGUUUUCAUAUUAAGGGAAAGGCUAGAUGUUCUCUUUCAUCAUGGCUAAGUGGUGACGGCACGGUUAGACACUCACGUGUGAUGCUUCAUAGGUUGAAUUGGAUUUAUCAUUUGAACUGCCUACUUGCAAAUAUUCUCAAGCUGAUUUCUUGUCAGCUCAUGCAUGAGCAAUAUCAUUUCUGAUAAAUAAAUAAGGCUAAUUGUUAGUAAACACAUUGUUGCACACACUGUACACAAAUUAUUUCUUGAACUGAAAUUGUGUUUUGAAGUCAAGAUUUGAGUUUUAAAAAUUUUGAAUUGAAAUCAUGACUUCAAGACACGUUUUCAGUUCAAAAACUGAAUUGUGUGUAUUUUUUGUGUAAUAGAGCAGUGUGUAAUAAAUACUGCCCAAUAGAUAAUAACCAUGAUUUGAAUGCUUACAAGGUACCUAUUCUUUGUC